GUGUAGGAAGGGAAAAUUCCAAUGGGACAAUGCUUCUCAGUACUUGUACUCAGUACAAUCUAGUUAUAACAAACACCAUCUUUCAACAAUCCAACAAGUAUAAGACAACAUGGAUGCAUCCAUGUUCACAUCAUUGGCAUCUUCUAGACUACGUCAUUGUGCGACGUGAUCUGCGUGAUGUCAGACAAACUCGAGUGAUGAGGGGUUCUAGUAGUUGGUCAGAUCAUCGGUUUGAGAGGUGCAUCACAUCUCUUGUCAUCAAGCCCAAGCAACAUCAGCAACGCUUGAUGCCUACUAAAAAGUUGUGUGUUAAAUGACUGUUCGUCAAAGACAUUAGAUGUCAGUUUCAAGAUCAAAUAAAGUAUUCGUUGGCUGGUAUGACAGAAUCAUCUGACAUUGACUGCUUUUGGACCGAUUUGAAAACAAAGGCCUUUCAAUGUGCAUCUGACAUUUUAGGUCAUACCAAAUACAAACAUCAGGAUUGGUUCGACAUGAAUGAACCUACAAUUCAGCCUCUCCUUGACAGCAAGAGGGAAGCACAUCUUGGGUGGAUCAGGGAUAAAUCUUUGACUGCUAAGAAAAUAGCUUAUACCAGCUUGUGUCAGUGUGCAAGCUAAAAUACGUUCACUGAAAGAAACCUGGUGGAUGAAGAAAGCAGAAUAUCUACAAGCAGCAGCUGACGAACAUGACAUGAAGCGAUUUUACUCUGGUUUAAAAUCAGUUCUUGGUCCACAGUCUAGGAGUACAACACCUAUUUUCUCUCAUGAUGGCUCAAUUCUGCUUACUAAACACAAGGACAUUCUUCAGCGUUGGGCUGAUCUCUUCAAUCUAGUACUAAAUCGUCCUUCUGUCGUUGAUGAUACGGUGUUAGAUGAAAUUCCACAGCUGGCAUGUGAAGAUCAUUUAGCGGUGUCUCCCCAUGUAGAUGAGGUUUCUGAUGCAAUUCAGCAUAUGUCAUCUGGAAAAGCAUGUGGGUUGGAUGGCCUUCCAGCUGAAAUAUUUAAACAUGGUGGUAGAAUUUUGGUAGAAAAACUAACUCAACUCUACAGUCUUAUUUGGCAAUAUGAAGCGGUUCCCAAAUACUUCCAAAGACAUUACGCUACCACAAUCCAUUUAUACAAACGUAAUGGAGACCGCUCAAUUUGUGACAAUUAUCGUGGCAUUUCACUUCUAUCUACUGCCGGGAAAAUCAUGGCUCAAAUUAUUUUAAAUAGAUUAACCAAACAUGUCUCUGACAAUAUAUUGCCAGAGACUCAGCGUGGUUUUUGUUCAGGUCGGGGAACUACCGACACGAUCUUUACUGCUAGACAACUUCAUGAAAAGUGUCGUGAACAUCAUAGAGACCUCUACAUAGUUUUUGUACAUCUGACAAAAGCAUUUGAUUCUGUUAACAGAAAUCUCUUAUGGAGACUACUCGGAAGUAUUCUGUCUCAAAACAUUGUUGUCGAUGAUGAUAUUUCAAUGCGUCUGAGUAGAGCUGGUGCUGCCUUUGGCAACCUGACGAAAUGCCUUUGGAAUGAACAUGGCAUAACCACAUCCACUAAGGUCAAAGUUUACAAAGCUGUUGUGAUCACCACUUUACUUUAUGGUUGUGAGACUUGGACAUUAUAUAGAAGACACAUAAAACAGCUUGACCAAUGUCACAUGCGAUGUCUUCGCAAAAUUGGAAAUACAAAAUGGCAAGACAUGAUACCCAAUACCGAGGUUCUGAAGAAAUGCAACAUGCCUCGAAUUGAGGCUCUUCUACUACAAACUCAACUUCGAUGGUGUGGCCAUCUUGUUCGAAUGAAGGAUGAUACAAUUCCAAGGGGAAGUGUUUUAUGGUCAGCUGAAGAAAGUUCUAGAACAGCAAGUGGUCAGAAAUUGCGCUUUAAAGACACAUUGAAAUCCAAUUUGAAAUCUUGUAAUAUUGAUAUAUCCAACUAG
Molecule: messenger RNA, 1926 nt
Organism: Corticium candelabrum
Lineage: Eukaryota; Metazoa; Porifera; Homoscleromorpha; Homosclerophorida; Plakinidae
Exons: 2
Coding region: 646-1926 (426 amino acids)
Source: RefSeq, a predicted model, not a curated record